Molecule: messenger RNA, 1591 nt
Organism: Drosophila virilis
Lineage: Eukaryota; Metazoa; Arthropoda; Insecta; Diptera; Drosophilidae
Gene: Gs1
Product: Glutamine synthetase 1
Cellular component (GO): cytoplasm
Molecular function (GO): glutamine synthetase activity
Source: RefSeq, a predicted model, not a curated record
UUGUAUUCACAAACCUUCCUAACUUCGUAUAGGUUGGGCGUCCCAAGCAGUCGCUCCGCAACUGAUAAAACAGCGCGCAAGUUUCGCGAAGGCUACCAAGAGGAGAACGAAAUUAAUAAAAAAAAAACAAGAAAACAAUACAUAUAUACAUAUAACAGUAUAGUGCAAUUAGUGUAAAUCAUCGCUAUGGCAUUCCGUGUUGCUGGACUCUUCCUGAAAAAGGAGCUGGCCGCCUCGGCAGCACAGCAGCUGCGCCUGAUGCGUACCUCGAACGUCGCCAAGGCUCAGUUUCUAAGCAACUCGCCCAACACGGCGCUGGACAAGAGCAUUCUCCAGCGUUAUCGAAACCUUGAAACGCCUGCAAACCGAGUACAAGCUACAUAUCUGUGGAUCGAUGGAACAGGCGAGAAUAUUCGUCUGAAGGAUCGCGUACUUGAUAAAGUGCCUAGCUCGGUGGAGGAUCUGCCCGACUGGCAGUAUGAUGGUAGCUCUACUUAUCAGGCACAGGGUGAAAACUCGGACACAACGCUUAAGCCUAGAGCGGUCUAUCGCGAUCCUUUUAAGCCAGGCAAAAACGAUAUUAUCGUCAUGUGUGACACCUACAGUGCUGACGGAAAGCCCACGCCCUCAAAUAAGCGCGCUGCCUUUCAGGAUGCUGUUAACAAAAUUGGUGACCAGGAGCCCUGGUUUGGUAUUGAGCAGGAAUACACGUUACUCGAUGUGGAUGGGCGUCCCUUUGGUUGGCCCGACAACGGCUUUCCGGCCCCACAGGGACCCUACUACUGUGGCGUGGGAGCCGACCGGGUAUAUGCCCGCGAUCUCGUUGAAGCUCACGCUAUAGCCUGCCUUUACGCUGGAAUCGACUUUGCCGGCACCAACGCAGAGGUAAUGCCAGCACAGUGGGAGUACCAGGUCGGCCCCAGCAACGGCAUGAAAGCUAGCGAUGAUCUCUGGGUGUCGCGCUAUAUCCUGCAGCGUAUAGCUGAGGAGUACGGCGUUGUUGUAACAUUCGAUCCAAAGCCAAUGGAGGGUCAGUGGAACGGUGCAGGUGCUCACACAAAUUUCUCCACAAAGGCCAUGCGUGCCGAUGGGGGCAUGAAGGCCAUCGAGGAGGCCAUAGAGAAGCUGAGCAAACAGCACCAGCGCCACAUCAAGGCAUACGACCCCAAGGAGGGCAAGGACAACGAGCGUCGUCUGGUUGGCCGAUUGGAGACUUCCAGCAUCGACAAGUUCUCAUGGGGUGUUGCUAACCGUGCCGUCAGUGUACGGGUGCCGCGCGGCGUGGCGACGGCUGGAAAGGGGUACUUUGAGGAUCGACGUCCCAGUUCCAACUGUGACCCUUAUGCCGUAUGCGGAGCACUAGUACGUACGUGCCUACUAAACGAAUAAAUUGUAGGCAGUAGGCGUCUUUUGUUUUACAAGUUAGCGUUGAAUUUUCAAAGGUGUAUAUACAUAGUUGAAAUUGCAGCAUGUGGGCGGUCAAUCCGAACAAUUCGAUUUGGGUAUAAUCAAGAAAUAUUUUGCUUGUGUAUAAAAAGACAGAAGAGACAAAAGAAGCGUUAUAUGUGGCUAGCAUUUAAGUAAAAAAAAA